Messenger RNA from Spea bombifrons (plains spadefoot toad), 1394 nucleotides. It is a transcript of the gene ABHD2, whose product is annotated as abhydrolase domain containing 2, acylglycerol lipase. Gene Ontology annotation, molecular function: acetylesterase activity; monoacylglycerol lipase activity. The record is from RefSeq and is a predicted model, not a curated record. Gene Ontology annotation, biological process: sperm capacitation; steroid hormone receptor signaling pathway; medium-chain fatty acid catabolic process. NCBI's taxonomy places the organism in Eukaryota, Metazoa, Chordata, Amphibia, Anura, Pelobatidae. The coding region runs from base 60 to 1337 and encodes 425 amino acids. Gene Ontology annotation, cellular component: sperm plasma membrane; sperm flagellum. The transcript is spliced from 10 exons.
AGGGUAAAUUGACCUUGUCACUGUGAGCGUCCUGUUAAGUGCCGUCUUAAACUGUCAAGAUGAGUGCGAUGCUGGAGACCCCAGAGAUGCCUGCCGUCUUUGACGGAAUGAAGCUGGCUGCCGUGGCCGCCGUCCUCUAUGUCAUUGUACGCUGCUUGAACCUUAAGAGUCCAACUGCUUCCCCGGAGCUCGUUUUUCAAGACACAGCUUUGAAUCGCUUCCUGCUUAAAUCCUGCCCUUUACUGACCAAAGAAUAUAUUCCUCCUCUUAUCUGGGGAAAAAGUGGACAUAUUCAAACAGCUCUAUAUGGGAAGAUGGGUCGAGUAAGCUCACCACAUCCAUAUGGACAGCGCAAGUACCUUACCAUGUCUGACGGAGCUACUGCAACCUUUGAUCUUUUUGAGCCUUUAGCCGAGCACUGCACUGGAGAUGAUGUCACUAUCGUGAUUUGUCCUGGCAUAGCCAAUCACAGUGAAAAGCAGUAUAUUCGUACCUUUGUUGACUACGCUCAGAAAAGCGGGUAUAGAUGUGCGGUGCUGAAUCAUCUUGGAGCCUUGCCAAAUAUCGAAUUGACAUCUCCACGAAUGUUCACAUAUGGUUGCACUUGGGAGUUUGGAGCUAUGGUUAACUACAUCAAGAAGACUUAUCUUGAGACUCGGUUAAUUGUGGUUGGAUUUAGCUUGGGAGGCAACAUUGUGUGUAAAUACCUUGGAGAAGCCCCAGCCAGCCAGGAAAGAGUACUCUGCGCCGUUAGUGUAUGCCAAGGAUACAGCGCUUCUCGGGCACAGGAGACGUUUCUGCAGUGGGAUCAAUGCCGACGCUUCUACAACUUCCUCAUGGCCGAUAACAUGAAGAAAAUAAUCCUGUCCCACAGACAUGCUCUUUUUGGUGACAUCAAUAAAAAUAACUUGACGUUUGAUCCCUCUGACUUGAGCCGACUAUACACAGCUACGUCUCUCAUGCAGAUUGAUGAAACUGUAAUGAGAAAGUUCCAUGGCUACAAGACUGUCAAAGAGUAUUACGAAGCGGAAAGCUGUGUUCGAUAUUUGCACAAUAUCCACGUUCCCAUCAUGCUGGUUAAUGCAGUGGAUGAUCCACUAGUGCAUGAGAGUUUGUUGUCCAUUCCAAAGACUCUUGCUGCGAAAAAAGAAAAUGUCAUGGUAGCGCUGCCUCUUCACGGAGGACAUCUGGGCUUCUUUGAAGGCGCUGUGCUUUUCCCAGAACCCUUGACUUGGAUGGACAAGCUCUUGGUGCAAUACUCCAAUGCCAUCUGCCAAUGGGAGAAAAAUAAAUCUCAGUGUUCUGAUGUGGAACAAGUAGAAUCUGAACACAAGUAAAAUUAGCACUUGGAUCCUCUUUCCAAAGACUUCUCUCCACCCCUCCUAUCUCUAAAA